Rubroshorea leprosula is the source of this 2203-nucleotide messenger RNA. The record is from the annotation of a GenBank genome assembly. Lineage: Eukaryota; Viridiplantae; Streptophyta; Magnoliopsida; Malvales; Dipterocarpaceae.
GAGGGAAACAUUCCAUGCUAUGCUUGUUCUAGUGGCUGUAUUGUUCUUUGGAGCUGCGGAGUUUUGUUCUGGUCUGAACACGAGCUUAAGCUGUAUAGAGGGGGAGAGAGAAGCCCUCUUGAAGUUCAAACUUUGUUUCAAUGAUUUAUCUGACAUGUUGUCUUCUUGGAAAGGCAAUGACUGUUGUGAAUGGAGAGUAGUAGGUUGCGAUAAAAAUAGCAGACAUGUUGUCUCGCUUCAACUCAGGGGAUCUAUAUCUGAUCGAUCUCAAUUGCACUUGAUUGAUGGUGUAGAGGAGGUUGUUUCCGUUUUGCUCAAGCUGAGAUGUUUGGAAUACUUAGACUUGAGCGGAAAUAACCUCAACAGCAGCGUUAUUCCGCCCUUCUUUGGUUUGUUGAAGCAGCUAAGCUACCUAAAUCUUUCUUCUGUGAAUUUCAGAGGAAGAAUUCCUAGUGAACUCGGAAAUCUUACGAGGCUUCGUGUACUUGAUCUUUCCGACAAAUUUUAUAGGAGAUUGAAGGUUGAUGAUGUUCAGUGGAUUUCUCAUCUCUUCUCUUUGCAACAACUUGAUAUGAGUGGAGUAAAUCUGAGUCAUGCCUCAUCAAACUUGUUCCAGCUUUCUAAGUUAAUGUCUUUAGAUCUUUCCAGCAAUCAAUUAAGUGGGAGUAUUCCAUAUAGCAUUGCGAAGCUUUCUGAGUUAAAGUUGUUAGAUCUUUCUAACAAUCAAUUGAGUGGGAGCAUUCCAGAUAGCAUCGGGCAACUAUCUAAGUUAAAGGGGAUACUUUUUUCAAGCAAUCAAUUGAGUGGGGGUAUUCCAUACAGCCUUAGGCAACUUUCCAAGUUAAGGACUAUAUAUCUUUCUAGCAAUCAAUUGUGUGGGAGUAUUCCAGAUAGCAUUAAGCAACUUGCUAAGUUAAAGAGCAUAGAUCUUUCCAAUAAUCAAUUGGGAAUAGGAUUUCCCAAAUGGCUUCUAUUGCAAAAUACAACAACCAUGGUUGAUCUCUCUAAUGCUAGCAUCUCAGGUCCUCUUCUAGAAAACAUUGAUCAUAUGAUGCCAAUGUUGCGAGAAUUAUAUCUUAAAAAUAACCUCAUGAACGGUUCAAUUCCACAGUCGCUAUGCAAUUCAAAAUUUUUGGAAGCUCUUGAUCUCUCAAACAAUAUGUUUUCCGGAAGUAUUCCCAAUUGUUGGAGAAAGAAUCAAUCAUUCAAUUUUAUUGAUCUAUCUUCUAACAAUCUCUUAGAUAACAAUUUGACAGGAAGGAUUCCUCUUUGUUUUGGAAAGUUUCCAAAAAUGGUGAAUGCAACACAAUUGAUGAAACGCAUUACUGAUGAUUAUUGGUCUUGGGCACAUUUGAAGGAGGUUGUGAAAGGAAGAUACCUUGAGUAUACAAGAAAAACCCUAGGACUCGAGAGCAGUAUAGAUCUUUCGAGUAACAAUCUAAUAGGAUCCAUACCAAAGGAGCUAAUUUUCCUUAAGGAUUUGCACAUUUUGAAUCUAUCUUGGAAUCAUCUCUCAGGAAAGAUCCCUGAGAAAAUUGGACAAAUGGAAAAUUUGGAAUCUCUUGAUUUCUCCCAAAAUGGCCUCUCAGGAACAAUCCAAAAUAGUAUGUCAAGUUUAACCAAGUUAAGCCACCUCAACUUGUCCUACAACAACUUGUUAAGGCCAAUUCCAACAGGCUAUCAGCUCCAAACACUCGAAGAUCCAACCAUUUACGUCGGUAAUCCUCAACUUUGUGGAGCUCCACUCUUGAAGAAAUGCUCAAACGAUGUGCUACCUCCACCAAUUGACAACUUCAAGGACAACAAUGAAGGUGCACUUACAAGAAUGUGGUUUUACAUCGUCGUGAUGUUAGGCUUUGUAAUUGGAUUUUGGGGAGUCAUGGGAACUCUGAUUUUUGUAAAAACUUGGAGAUAUGCUUAUUUUCGAUGGGUGGAUGAUGUCCAACAUUGGAUCCUUAUGGUUAUAACAUUAAAGGUGGCAAGAGUUAAGAAGAUGUUCAAUGGCAACCCAGAUGAUCAAUGAGUAAUAUAUGAAGUAUGUUGUUGUUGCUACAUUUAUUACUAAACCAGUUCCAUAACCAGUGUUGCAAGGUAUGGUGUCAAGUCCAACUUUGAAUGGCCAAACAUUGCAUCGACGAAUUUUAAAUGAACACAAAAGUAUUGGGGUUUGUAAAGUUUUCAAUAAUAUAACAUAUGCUGUAGU